Messenger RNA from Carassius carassius (crucian carp), 1262 nucleotides. RefSeq names its product DET1- and DDB1-associated protein 1-like. The transcript has 5 exons. Gene Ontology annotation, biological process: positive regulation of proteasomal ubiquitin-dependent protein catabolic process. NCBI's taxonomy places the organism in Eukaryota, Metazoa, Chordata, Actinopteri, Cypriniformes, Cyprinidae. The coding region runs from base 158 to 472 and encodes 104 amino acids. The record is from RefSeq and is a predicted model, not a curated record. Gene Ontology annotation, cellular component: Cul4-RING E3 ubiquitin ligase complex.
AGAGAGAGAGAGAGAGAGAGAGAGAGAGAGAGAGAGAGAGAGAGAGAGAGAGAGAGAGAGAGAGAGAGAGAGAGAGUGUUUUACCGGCUUCUGAUUUCUGUCAGUGUUCAGGCCUGUCUGAGCACAAACACACCUUCAGGACUGAACCGACUUCACCAUGGACAAAGCAGAUUUCCUAAAAGGUCUACCUGUGUACAACAAGACGAACUUCAGCAGAUUUCACGCGGACUCCGUAUGUAAAGCAUCGAACAGAAGGCCGUCGGUGUAUCUGCCCAUACGAGAGUAUCCCUCUGAACAGAUCAUCGUCACAGAGAAGACAAACAUCCUUUUGCGUUAUCUUCACCAACAGUGGGACAAAAAGAAUGCAGCUAAAAAGCGAGAGCAGGAGCAAGCAGAAGGGGAGGGCGGUAGCCCAGCGCCUCCACGCAAAAUCGCCCGGACAGACAGCCAGGAGAUGAACGAGGACUCUUAGAGGAAUCCAACAGCACAAGAACGGACACAACAAGCCCAGACACCUGCACACCACACAGGAGUUUCAUCUCAGAAAGAAAAAUGGAAGGACACUUCUCUUAGUGUGCUUUUUGUAUUUUAUUUUACUGAGUGCUUCCUGAUGCAGUCCGAGCCCCUCGCCCAGCCUGUCUGCCCGGUUCUGAACAUGUGGGGCACGACGGCUUUCACUGCCAGCUUUGACGAUUCUGCUGAACUCUGAGCGGCGAAAUAUGAAAUGGGGGGGUGGGGGUAUUGUGAUAUUCAACAAGCACAUAAUAACGAAUUUCUGCUACGGAGACGUGUGUGAAAUUUUAUUUGUUAGGAGACUAUUAAUGCAGUUUAAAAACAUCAUCAUAAUCUCAGCUGUGAAUUACUGCUUUCAAGAUCUACUCCAAACACAGGGUCUAAACACACAGGAUCUCUCUUCAGUGUCCAAAAAGGGAAAUGUACAGCCACGUUCUGCAGAUUUAGAUAUAGUAUUUUGUGUUGGUAAUGUGACGGUCUUCCUAGCAGGUGUAUACAUGUGCAUGAAAGCACUGGUAGGACUGUUUUUCUUUUGUCAUAUGUUGAGGAUAACAUUUCUGGCCAUGUAAACAAAUACAGAUGUCGCUCUCUUUCACUUCCCCCUUGUUAUAUAGGUUUUCAGUGCUGUUCGUUCCACAAUCAUGAACGGAUCACUUGCCUUUAGAUGCCUAGUUCAAGAUCUGACUUGAUCGCUCUUUACUGAUUCAGUUGCAGUCUGUUUGCCUUCUAAACAUGAUGGGAUUUCCCCA